This is a messenger RNA of Salvia hispanica, 956 nucleotides long. RefSeq names its product vesicle transport v-SNARE 13-like. Gene Ontology annotation, biological process: vesicle-mediated transport; vesicle fusion; intracellular protein transport. Gene Ontology annotation, molecular function: SNAP receptor activity; SNARE binding. Lineage: Eukaryota; Viridiplantae; Streptophyta; Magnoliopsida; Lamiales; Lamiaceae. The record is from RefSeq and is a predicted model, not a curated record. Gene Ontology annotation, cellular component: endoplasmic reticulum membrane; Golgi apparatus; SNARE complex.
AAGGCCAUUAACCUUAACCGUUUCUAGACAAAUUUUCACCGCAUUCCGGAGUGCAUUCUCCGAUCAUUGCCUGUUAAUUUCCGGCGCCGAUCCGAGCAAUUGAAGGAAUUGUUGAGGGGUUAAAGGAUGAGUCAAGUAUUUGAGGGUUAUGAGCGGCAAUACUGUGAGAUAUCUGCUAAUCUUUCGAAAAAGGUUACUUCAGCUACUGUUCUCGAUGGAGAACAAAAGAAACAGAAGGUAUCCGAAGUUGCAGGAGGAUUAGAAGAUGCCGAGGCACUGAUACGUAAAAUGGAUCUAGAAGCUAGGAGCUUGCCGCCAGGUGUGAAAGCUACACUUCUUGUCAAGUUGAGAGAGUACAAAACAGACUUGAACAAUUUGAAAUCAGAAGUGAAGAGGAUCGCAUCGGGUAAUGCCAACCAAGCAGCUCGGGAUGACUUGAUGGAAUCAAGUAUGGCGACGGCAUCAGCAGAUCAACGAGCAAGGCUGCUGAUGUCAACUGAAAAAUUAGGUAAGUCGAGCGACAGGAUCAGGGAAGGUCGUAAAACAAUGCUUGAAACUGAAGAGCUUGGAGUCUCGAUUCUUCAUGAUCUCCACCAGCAACGGCAAUCCCUACUGCAUGCACAUAACAACCUUCAUGCGGUGGAUGAUAACAUCGGCCGGAGCAAAAAAAUUCUGACCAACAUGUCGAGAAGGAUGAGCAGGAACAAAUGGAUCAUCGGCACUAUCAUCGCACUCUUGGUAAUUGUCAUAGUCGUUAUUCUCUACUUCAAGCUGACCCGCCGCUCGUCUUCAUAACUGGAAUUUGAUUCCGUUGUUUUGGAUACAAUCUCUAUGCCACAUGAUUUGCAUUUGUCAUCCUUGAGUUGUUUGAAUCUCAAAUAAAUCGAUACGACUCAUUUUGCAAUUUUGAUGUCGCUUAUACUAUAACGUUUCAAUACGACUUCAUUUUUUUGAUU